CCGGUUCGUCACUGUCAUAUGACCUGCCUUCCACUGUUAUUUCUGCUACUCCGUAGGAGCCAGUAAAGCACAUCGAGCAACGAAAGCUUUCUUUAGUUUCCUAACAAUAAUGGCAACACUGGUGGCAAAUCGAGCGAUGGAGGUGAACAGCAUUGGAGCAGCUGCGAGGACACACACUCAAGCUGUGACUAGGAAUUACAUCUCCCAGCCGAGGCUAACCUAUUCCACCGUGUCUGGGGUAAAUGGCCCUCUCGUAAUCCUGGAUAAUGUGAAGUUCCCCAGGUAUGCUGAGAUUGUUCAUUUGACCCUCCCAGAUGGCACCAGGAGGAGUGGACAGGUCUUGGAGGUUAUUGGAAGCAAAGCAGUUGUUCAGGUGUUUGAGGGGACAUCAGGCAUCGAUGCCAAGAAGACGGCCUGCGAAUUCACUGGUGACAUCCUGCGUACCCCAGUGUCAGAAGACAUGUUAGGACGCGUGUUUAAUGGCUCAGGGAAACCCAUCGACCGUGGACCCAGUGUUCUGGCUGAAGACUACCUGGACAUCAUGGGUCAGCCCAUUAAUCCUCAGUGCCGUAUCUACCCCGAAGAGAUGAUUCAGACGGGUAUCUCCGCCAUCGAUGGCAUGAACAGCAUUGCCAGAGGGCAGAAGAUCCCCAUUUUCUCUGCUGCUGGACUGCCCCAUAAUGAGAUUGCUGCUCAGAUCUGUCGCCAGGCUGGCCUUGUGCAGAAGUCAAAGGACGUAACGGACUACAGUGCUGAGAACUUUGCUAUUGUCUUUGCAGCCAUGGGGGUCAACAUGGAAACAGCUCGCUUCUUUAAAUCGGACUUUGAGGAAAACGGCUCUAUGGACAAUGUCUGCCUUUUCCUUAAUCUUGCAAACGACCCCACAAUUGAGCGCAUAAUUACACCCCGCCUGGCACUGACCACAGCAGAGUACCUGGCUUACCAAUGUGAGAAGCAUGUUCUGGUCAUCCUCACUGACAUGAGCUCCUACGCUGAGGCCCUGAGAGAGGUCUCUGCUGCUAGGGAGGAAGUACCUGGCCGUCGGGGUUUUCCAGGCUAUAUGUACACUGAUCUGGCCACCAUCUACGAGCGUGCUGGCCGAGUAGAGGGAAGAAAUGGCUCAAUCACCCAGAUCCCCAUUCUCACAAUGCCCAAUGAUGACAUUACCCAUCCAAUUCCUGAUCUCACGGGAUACAUCACAGAGGGUCAGGUCUAUGUUGACAGACAGCUGCACAACAGACAGAUCUACCCACCUAUUAAUGUGCUGCCCUCACUGUCUCGUCUGAUGAAGUCUGCCAUCGGUGAAGGGAUGACCAGGAAAGACCAUGCUGAUGUGUCUAACCAGCUGUACGCCUGUUACGCCAUUGGUAAAGAUGUCCAGGCCAUGAAGGCUGUAGUGGGAGAAGAGGCCCUUACUUCUGAUGAUCUGCUUUACCUGGAGUUCUUGCAGAAGUUUGAGAAGAAUUUUAUUGCUCAGGGCCCGUAUGACAACAGGACUGUAUAUGAGACCCUGGACAUCGGCUGGCAGCUACUUCGAAUUUUCCCCAAGGAGAUGCUGAAGAGGAUUCCUCAGAGCACCUUGGCUGAGUUCUACCCCAGAGAAUCUGCAGCACGCCACUAAGGUGCACUUAAAAAUGUUCCUGUUCACGCCCUCCCUCUUUUUUUCUGUUUUCCCUUUAUCCUCACCUGCAGUCUUUCACCCUUUUGGGCUUGACAACAUAUUUUGUCAAGCUUCCAUUUAUCUCAAGCUUCAUGUUUUUGCCUUUGGUUCAUCUAUUUCCAUGAGUCACCUUUGCUCUUGAGCAUCACACCACCCUCCUUUACUCUCAAUAGGAAAGAGGAUGUAGACCUUUCCGAUAUGUGGUUGUACUGUAGUUUAACCAUGUGCUGAAGGCAUGAGUGGAAAAUUGUGUUGGUUCUAGUAUCUACUUUUAAGUGUAAAACAGUGAACAUAUCAUUGUAGUUUUUGAUUAAUCAUUAUUUAUUCAGCUGUGUACCUGCUUUACAAGGUUUUCUUUUAAUCAACACAUGUUGAAUCCAGAAAAAAAACAGGUAAAAAAGUUGCUUCUAGAUUUCUAAAUUAAGAGAUGAAAUUAAAAUGUCAUUGAUUCAACUAAUGAGUAUUGUGUUGCUAUUAACUGAUUAUGGUUUUAUUGUCAUGUGCUGUUUUUUUUGUUGCUGCUGGGUUUUUUUUUAGUUGCUUCAAAUUCAAACAUCUUAACAAAAUCCACAAAAAUGGGGGUCUGUUGUAUGCUUCCUCAAAUGUUUAACUUGUUGCUCCUAUGUGGGCUAACCUGAACAUUACCAACUAUGUGCAAAAAUGAAUUAUUUGUGUGAAAACAUAAUCCUUUGUGAAUUUGUGUCUAUGAAUAAAUAAAAUUUGAUGUAAACGCU
This is a messenger RNA of Fundulus heteroclitus (mummichog), 2394 nucleotides long. RefSeq names its product V-type proton ATPase subunit B, brain isoform. The coding region runs from base 110 to 1621 and encodes 503 amino acids. NCBI's taxonomy places the organism in Eukaryota, Metazoa, Chordata, Actinopteri, Cyprinodontiformes, Fundulidae. Gene Ontology annotation, cellular component: proton-transporting V-type ATPase, V1 domain. Gene Ontology annotation, molecular function: proton-transporting ATPase activity, rotational mechanism; ATP binding. The record is from RefSeq and is a predicted model, not a curated record. Gene Ontology annotation, biological process: ATP metabolic process; proton transmembrane transport. The transcript has 14 exons.